GACUCCGGCCUUGGUUCAGAUCUCGACUCUGUAGAAAGCACAUCUUUAGCCUCUUCCAUCUUCGGAUAUAAAUAUGAGAAUGGACGCCGAUAUCACGCCUUUCGCGAUGGAGCUUAUCUCAUGCCAAACGAUGCCGAAGAACAAGACCGAUUAGAUCUUCAUCACCACAUCUACCGGCUUGCGCUGGAAGGCGCCUUACAUAGAGCCCCUUUAUCUCCCAACAUCCAGAGAGUCCUGGAUUUCGGCUGCGGAACUGGAAUCUGGGCGAUAGAUUUCGCGGACAUAUAUCCUAACACAGAGGUGCUCGGCACGGAUCUAUCGCCGAUUCAACCAGGCUGGCUUCCACCGAACUGUAAGUUCUACGUUGACGAUGUCGAGAGCGAGUGGACCUGGGCCGCAAGUGAGGCUUUUGAUUACAUCCACGGCCGAGGAAUGGGCGGCAGUGUAGCAGAUUGGCCACUCUUGUUUUCGAGAGUAUACGAACAUCUGAAGCCAGGCGGCUGGAUUGAGAUGCAGGAAUAUGAAGCUUGGAUUUCUUCGGAUGACGAUCCGGAAUUGACGAAAGCGCCGAAUGUCAAGUGUUGGCAGGAAUUGAUAGAUCAGGCCUCUAGUCAGUUUGGAAAGAGAAUGAAUGUCGCGGCUGAUCAAAGGAAGUGGAUCGAGGAGGCUGGGUUUGAAGAUGUGAGGGAGGAUGUUUUAAAGAUUCCGAUUGGAACUUGGGCUAAGAAUAAGAAGCUGAAAGAAGUUGGGAGGUAUCAGCGCGAGCAUAUGAUUCUGUGUGUUGAGGCGUUCUCCCUUGCGCCUUUGACCAGGGUCCUUGGGUGGAGUAUGGAUGAGGCUCAGGUCCUGAUGGCGGGCGUGAGGAAUGAGUUCAAGGACCCCAAAAUCCAUCUCUUGACCAUCUUCCAUUUUGUUUGUGGACGAAAGCCUUGA
Molecule: messenger RNA, 933 nt
Organism: Pseudocercospora fijiensis CIRAD86
Lineage: Eukaryota; Fungi; Ascomycota; Dothideomycetes; Mycosphaerellales; Mycosphaerellaceae
Exons: 1
Molecular function (GO): methyltransferase activity
Source: RefSeq, a predicted model, not a curated record